AUGAUGAAGAACUGCACCCGAGUCACCCACUUCCUCCUGCUGGGGCUGGCAGAACAGGAUUGGCUUAAGGGCACCCUCUUUCUCCUCUUCCUGCUCAUCUACUUAGCUACCCUCACAGGCAACCUGGGCAUGAUCACCCUGAUCCACAGUAGCCCACAGUUCCACACACCCAUGUACUUCUUCCUGAGUGUCCUUUCCUUCAUAGACUCUUGUUUUUCUACAGUGAACACUCCUAGGCUGCUGGAAAGCUUCCUCACCUCUCGCCAGGCCAUCUCCUAUACAGGUUGUAUGGUCCAGAUGGCCCUCAUGACUCUGCAUGGUACUGCAGAGUGUCUGCUCCUAGCUGUCAUGGCCUAUGACCGAUUUGCCGCCAUCUGCCAUCCUCUCCUCUACCAUACCAUUAUGUCCCAGCCUGUGUGCGUCCUCCUGGUGGUGGCCACCUAUACUACUUCUGUUGCUAAUUCUGCUUUGUUGACCGGAUAUAUCUUCAAUUUGCCCUACUGUUGCCACAAUGUGAUUAAUCACUAUUUCUGUGAUAUCCCCCCUGUGCUCCAUCUUGCGGUCUCCUACAUCUACAUCCUGGUGACCAUCUGCAGAAUGCACUCCCUGGAGGCCCAGAGCAAGGCAUUCUCCACCUGUGCCUCCCACCUCACCAUUAUCUGUCUCUACUAUGCUACUGUCACCUUCAUGUAUGCUCAGCCGAGUUCUCGGAAUUCCAUGGAACAAAACAAGAUUGUGUCAGUCUUCUACACUGUGGUCAUCCCCAUGCUGAAUCCUCUGAUUUACAGCCUGCGGAAUAAAGAUGUGAAAGCUGCUAUACAGAGGCAAUGCCUUGGCAAGCUGCCUGCCUGGCUGUCACAUUCCACGUCAUAA
This is a messenger RNA of Perognathus longimembris pacificus (Pacific pocket mouse), 873 nucleotides long. RefSeq names its product olfactory receptor 476-like. The record is from RefSeq and is a predicted model, not a curated record. NCBI's taxonomy places the organism in Eukaryota, Metazoa, Chordata, Mammalia, Rodentia, Heteromyidae. Gene Ontology annotation, cellular component: membrane. Gene Ontology annotation, biological process: G protein-coupled receptor signaling pathway; sensory perception of smell. The transcript is spliced from 2 exons. Gene Ontology annotation, molecular function: olfactory receptor activity; odorant binding; G protein-coupled receptor activity. The coding region runs from base 1 to 873 and encodes 290 amino acids.